CAGACAAAAGAAAAUCUUUGUUACAGAGAUAAGAGAGCAUAACAUGCUUAAGAGACUCUCUGAGUUACUAGACAGCAGAAUGACUGCCUUGAGUCAUGAAGCUUGACUUGUCUCUUUUCCAGGGGUACGCCUAGGAAGCAGGGAUUGCUACUCGUAGUAGUACUCCGUAUAGCACUAUGGAAAAAAUAUAACGAAUAGUUAUGCCUCAGGGAAGAUAAAAAAGUCCGGCUUUAAGUGAAGAAAUGUGGUGCCCGACAAAUUGCCCUGCGCCGUCCUCGAACCGCAACAACUCAACAACUCAACAACCGGCACACAGCACCUCCUCACUCCCCCCAUGGACAUCUACGUCUCCCAACUAAGCAUCCACCUCGACCCGGCACACUGGGGUCCCAACGCAGCCGAAUUCAACCCCUCCCGCUGGAUCGACACGUCCUCCUCGUCAGAUCAAAUCAUCACCCCAGCAAAGGGCACCUACGUGUCCUGGUCCGGCGGCCCACAGAUCUGUCCCGGGGUGAAAAUGUCGCAGGUCGAAUUCGUCGCGACGAUGGCGACGUUGUUCCGGUCCGCGCGGUGCGAGCCGCUGCCAACAGUGGGGAUUGAGGAUGCUGAGAUGCUGAGGGAGAGGCUGAGGCAGUUGGCGUGGGAUUCGGUUAGCAAAUUGACGUUGCAGAUGCGCGAUCCGGGGCGUGUGCAGUUGCGGUGGGUGCCGAUGGAGGACUGAUCAGAUAGUAUUACUACCAGAUGAACGUAGUAUAAAUUCAAGAUUCUAUCAAGCUGGAGUGAGUUCUUGCAGAAUAGGUGGACUCAAUGAGCAGAAAUUUAGAUAUUAACCUUGUAAACGAAACGAAAUACUUUGCUAAACCUGAUAAAAACUUCGUAGGAAGGCAGUGAGUAAGUUUGGGUAUAUUCGGGGGUACCGUGAAGAGUAGCAUAUCGAAAGGACACAUCAUAUCAACAGCGCUUGAAAUCCACGUGUAAGACGCUGUAGGUUCCGUUCACUUAGGUUGCCGCGUCGGAACUUGGUGAAAACAUCAUAGAUGAAGAAGUCAUCGUCACCCUCAUCAACAUGUGUAUGGUCGCCAUCGC
Messenger RNA from Coccidioides immitis RS, 1086 nucleotides. RefSeq lists its product as uncharacterized. Gene Ontology annotation, molecular function: monooxygenase activity; heme binding; oxidoreductase activity, acting on paired donors, with incorporation or reduction of molecular oxygen. Bases 335 to 721 code for a protein of 128 amino acids. The transcript has a single exon. The record is from RefSeq and is a predicted model, not a curated record. Lineage: Eukaryota; Fungi; Ascomycota; Eurotiomycetes; Onygenales; Onygenaceae.